UCAUGUUAUAUCAGCAGGACUAAAUUAUGUUUUAGGGAAAUUUUAGAUUCCUGACCACUUUUACAGUCUAUAGGCCGAACCAAGGAGAGUGAUCGUGGAUAGGUCCGUACUAUGCACUGAAACUUUUAACAAUGCAACAAAAUAUUUAAAGAGCAUCAAGGUAUUCAAAUCUCUAUUUUGUAAGCACAGAUAAUAUAACAUUUUAUUAGUCAGUAAUUUUUACUAGGUUAAACAGUGAUUUGAUAACGUUUUUAAUUUAAGGCCCACCCACAAUUACUCUGGCCCAUCUAAAACUGGAAUCCUGGUGCCCUGUCUGGUUAGCACUAGCUACCUAAUUUGAAUUAAGUGUCAACUUCUAAUAGUCUCGUGCAGUUUCAUUUCUAGGGCACUCAUCUUGCUAUGUUUGUCUUCCAAUGUUUUCAUAGCUGCAAACAUCACAGAGACAAUGAUGAGCACCCUGUCUCGUGAAGACUUGCGGGAUCUUUUCCCAGGCCCAGAGAACUUUAUACGGAGAAAAGCGGUCUGGCGUGCCUGUCAUGAUGUGUCGGAGGAGGAGUCUGGCCAAGAACACUCAAAAUUAUCGGGCAGUUCCUCCUUCAAUGCAUCACCCAUGCGACAGACAUCCACUCCUGUGAACGCAAGUCCUCCAAAGUGCACAACCCCUGAAAAGGUUGUGAAGUUAUCCUUUCCAGAAUAUAUUUUGCACACCGACACAGACCUUGAGCAAGUCCGACAACAGUACUUUGAGUUGGCGAAGACAGGCAAACAGCGCAACUGCCAGAUGUCAAAGGAACUCAGAUGCCGGCUCAUUCGAAACACCAUGACCAGUAUGAUUGCAAUCCUGAGGGCAAAGGGGGAUCGAGAUUCACACAGAUACCCAUCAAAGCCAGAAAUUACUGCAAUGGCAAAGAGAAUAGUACUGUACUACCCCAUGCUGCAGGACCAAGGCCACCAUACAUGGCUCACUGUGUACUCACAGCUAUACAAAAGAUUGCAAAAUGUGAGAUCCCCCCAAAAAAGAACUCCAGAUGGGAGACAUUCAAAGAGCUCUACAAAGAGGCGCUGUCUUGAGCAGCCAACAGACAUAGAUGAAAUGGAUUCAAGUGACUCAACAAUCAUUCUAGAUGGGUCCACAGAAGGAAGUGGCAGCCCAGGCUCAGACCCUAAAGAAAGUGAUUUAGAAGGAAACAGAAGACCCCAAUUCCUACUUAAAGAAACGCCCUCUUUCCUGCCCAGUCCUGAUUGUCGGUCCGUCCAACUGCCUCCUAGCGGUAGGAGAUGUGGCAAUAACCACCUUUCCAAAAGACAAGCUUACUGAGAGUGCUUUAUACCUUAUGGCCUACUAUUACACCCUACACCUGACUUAUCCAAAGUGUGUAGCCACUCUGCUUUCAGUCAUACAGACGGAGGUCCUCUUAGACAAAAUCCAUGAGAGAGAUCUCACAUCGUCUUACAAGAAGAGCAUGGCUGAGUGGAAAGCUUUUAUUGGCCAAUAAAAGCAGUGGUCAUAUAGGAUAGCACUUCCUCCAAGGGUACUAGUGUUCAUUUCUUGGUCAGAAUUUGGCUAAGUUAGCCCAGUGUUCAUUUGGGGUGCACGACAAUAUUUGCCAACAUGCUGAUAUCCUAUGAUGUUAUGCUAUAUUUUGUGUUGUUUGCACAAUUCAGUGCUGAUUCUGCUUGGUUUUAAGUUAAUUUUAACUUUUCAGUUAAUAUUGAGUUUAAUAAACUAAUUGUUUGU
Messenger RNA from Siniperca chuatsi (mandarin fish), 1738 nucleotides. RefSeq lists its product as uncharacterized. Lineage: Eukaryota; Metazoa; Chordata; Actinopteri; Centrarchiformes; Sinipercidae. The record is from RefSeq and is a predicted model, not a curated record. Bases 446 to 1318 code for a protein of 290 amino acids. The transcript is spliced from 5 exons.